Molecule: messenger RNA, 993 nt
Organism: Trichoderma gamsii
Lineage: Eukaryota; Fungi; Ascomycota; Sordariomycetes; Hypocreales; Hypocreaceae
Product: triose-phosphate transporter
Exons: 3
Coding region: 1-993 (330 amino acids)
Cellular component (GO): Golgi apparatus
Molecular function (GO): antiporter activity
Source: RefSeq, a predicted model, not a curated record
AUGCAUGACCUCGAAAAGUCAAGAGAUGAAGAAGGGUCUGGAAGUCCGUCCCCUGGACUCCUUACGCCUCAAGAUGGAUCAGCCGAGUCCAAGUCUACCUCUAGUCCAUUCCAAGCCAUCGUUUGGAUGGUCGUUAACACGCUGGCCACACAUCGUCUACAGGUUUUCACCAACAAGGCCAUCUUUUCGGAGCCCCGGUGGAGGCAGUGCCAGCUCACCUUUGCUGCCAUGCAUUUCCUCAUGACCUGGCUCACGCUUUUCGUGCUGUCCCGAUCACCGAUUGGCGUCUUCGUGCCUCGUCCAGCUCUCGUCCGGCACGUCAUGCCCCUGGCUACGGCAAUGUGCUUCAACGUCAUUCUUCCAAACCUGUCUUUAGCCUACUCAACUGUUACGUUCUACCAGAUCGCUCGAAUACUGCUUACACCGACGGUUGCCAUAAUGAAUUUCGUCCUAUAUCGCGAAGUGCUUCCUAGAAGUGCUAUACUAUCGUUGAUACCAGCUUGUCUGGGAGUAGGCAUGGUCACGUACUACGAUUCUCUUCCAGCAGAUGAUCAAGCCAUUAAAACUACUUCCACAUUGGGUAUCGUAUUUGCCUUCACUGGCAUCUUUGCCUCGUCACUCUAUACAGUCUGGAUUGCCGCCUAUCACAGAAAGCUCAACAUGAACAGCAUGCAGCUCCUCUACGUCCAAGCACCAAUGGCGUGCUGUCUUCUUCUCCUCUCUAUCCCUUUCUUUGAUCAAUUUCUUCUACCAACACAUGUGCCGUCUUCUUUGAGCAAAGAGAUGCUCGUCAUCGCAUCAAUGGUGUUUGCUUCACUCGUCAACAUCUCUCAAUUCUACAUUGUGGCGCAGACCGGCCCCGUCUCCAGCACAGUUGUCGGCCACAUCAAAACUUGCACCAUCGUGGGCCUAGGAUGGAUCUUGUCUGGCCGUCCGAUUAGCGAUAGAUCGGCGCUUGGAGUCGUGAUUGCGAUAACAGGCAUCGCCAUGUAA